Molecule: messenger RNA, 3013 nt
Organism: Triplophysa rosa
Lineage: Eukaryota; Metazoa; Chordata; Actinopteri; Cypriniformes; Nemacheilidae
Gene: rps6kl1
Product: ribosomal protein S6 kinase-like 1
Exons: 12
Coding region: 206-2053 (615 amino acids)
Biological process (GO): protein phosphorylation
Molecular function (GO): ATP binding; protein kinase activity
Source: RefSeq, a predicted model, not a curated record
AUAGGAAGCGCCUGUAGAUCGUGACGCGCUGCAGGAAAACAGAACACGGGCUUGCCUGGUGCUGAUGCUGCGGAGGAUCAUGACACUCUCACGUGAGAUGAUGACAGCCUCAUCCAGGCCGCAGGUCCGUGAGGGACGACGGCUCGAUGGAGACACUGAGUGACAUGGAUGUUUCACGUGACAAAGCUCGGGGUCAAAGACGAAUAUGGCAAAGAGAGACUAUCUGGUGGAGGCCGCUCAGCAGAUCCGCAUGGCUCUGGACAGAGAAGUCAAUGAGGAUUACGAGGCGGCGUUCAGCUACUAUAAGAACGGAGUCGAUCUGCUGCUCAACGGAGUUCAAGUGGACCCGAACAAGGAGCGCCGCGAGGCGGUGAAGCGUAAGACCACCCAAUAUCUGAAGAGAGCCGAGGAGAUCUUCAUAUCGUACCUGCAGGACAACAUCACAAAGGGUUCCACACAUGUAGGGGGUUACAGCAGUUUAAGGUUCAGGUCCAUCAGACAUCUGAGUUCACCGGUGGAGAAUCUGUCCAUGUGUAGGGUGCUUGGAGUGCUGGAUAAGGUGCUGACGGUGGAGGGUGUGAUCAGCGGAGAGACGUUCAUCGUGAAGAGUUUAUCCAAGUCCAGCUGGGAGAGUCGUGCGAGGUCCACGGUCAUUCCUCAGGGCGUCCCGUUCAUGGUGAAGCUGCUGAAGUAUUACGUCAGUGAAGACUCCGUGUUCCUUCAUCUCGAACAUGUUCAAGGUGGAAGAGUGUUUUCCAGACUGCGUAAGGUCAGACUCAAAACAUCCGUGGAGUAUCCAGACUGUUCGAGUCCCAACCAGCACAAGAUUCCCAUGAAGAACAGCUACACCCUUCCCUGCCUCAGCCGUGAGGUGAACAUGAACAACAGCGGAUCUCUGCGUCUGUAUGAACCUCUCGCCUCCGUCGGUCUGGCCAACGGUCUCACGUCUUUACCUCAGGAGAAUCUUCCCGUUCAUCCCUGUGUCAUCGUGGACACUCGGGAUCCUCUCGACGUCACUUCCGACCUUUUAGGAAACGAUGUCCGCAUCGAGCGGAUGGACUGGAAUGCUUUGGAAGCCGUCACCGUUUCAGGGUCAAACUCUGACGUUCUGGGAAGAAACACGACAGCUCCACAAGUGACCCUCUGCAGCACCGUCAACGUUCUUCCACAGAGAGUUCGGAUCCUUCCCAACACUUCCCAACACGAGCGCACUGUCCAUCACUCCAAACCUGCUGGAAACGCACAGCCUUCACAGUUUGUGGCUGAAUUAAGUGUCGUUCAUUCUCAUCACUGUCCGUUUCAAAAACAAGAAGUCAGCGCGAAGUCGACGCCUCGGGUGAACGCUCGCGGUGAUGUCUGCAGGAGGUGGGGGAUGGAGAAUGGAAACGUUCUCAAUCCGUUGUAUAAACCGCUGCAGAUGGACACGAUUUUCAGCUCAUCGGGUAACUGCACUCUCACAGAGUCUGGACUGAAAGAUGCUCAUGGUGACGGCUUGUGUCAUGAAGUAAACGCAAAGAUCAGGAAGGCCAGAUGGAAGCGAGAUGGACGAGGACUUCCAGAAGAAGAGGUGCGACUGUGGGGAGCUCAGAUUCUGUUGGCUCUGGAGAGUCUUCAUGAGCAGGGCAUCAUCUGUCACGACCUCAACCCACGAAACAUCCUCCUGCGCAGUAACGGCGAGGCGUGUCUCACAUAUUUUGGACAGUGGACGGAGGUUCAGCCUGAAAUGAACCCAUCAGCAGUGGAGGAAAUGUACUGCGCACCGGAAAUCGGAGGCGUGUUAAAGAUCACCGAGGCGUGUGAUUGGUGGAGUCUUGGAGCCAUACUGUAUGAGCUUCUUACUGGAGUGCCGCUGUGGCAGUGUCAUCCAUCAGGUAUUCAUCCUCACACUCCUCUCUAUAUCCCUGACACCCUGAGCACUGCGGCGGCGUCUCUUCUCGCUGAGCUGCUGCAGUUUGACGCGGGGUAUCGUCUGGGCUCUGGAGGAGGCGGCGUGAGCGACAUCAAGUGUCAUCCGUUCUUUAACUCCGUCCCCUGGCUCACACUGGCCAGUUAAAGCACCGGCAGUGCCUUCAGUUGACUUCUCUGUCUCACAAUGAACAAAACAUUCACAGUGGUUUUAUUUCACCUUUUAUUCAGCAGCGUGUCAGGUGGAAUCUGAUCUUGAUUGCUGAUUUUAGGGUAAAUGUGCAGAAUGCUGUGGAACGUAAACGUGGUAAAGAAAUGACACACAGAAUGUUGUGGAGAUCUUUGUGAAUGUUAAAGCGUCUGCUGAGGUGCAGGUCUUCUCUGAAAAUGACGCCUGCAUUUAUUGAUCCUUUUUCUCAGUAUUCUUAAAAUCUUCUCUAAACAACUUCUUGAAGUUCAUGAGUGUUUGAUCACAGCUUUAACGUGACCCCUCAAGAUACCAAAGCAUCUGCCAUCAAAGUGGGUUUGAGAGUGAUUUUUGCAGAACUGAAUGAGGGUGAGAAAGAGCUGAUUGUUGUGCUUGAUCUCCAUCUGCUGGCACGAGAAGCAAAACACACAUCAGCUGUUUCUACACACACACAGAGUGCAGUGAAAUAAAUGUGUACGUGAAGUCAAGCGUCUGGAGAAUCAAUGUAUAGAAUGUCGAUCGUUUGCACAUUAAGGGCAUUAAAACUGCACGUGCUGUAAUGCAGACGCGAAGGUGAAAUGCAAUAUGACCGAAAGCAAACGUGUUCAAGCACCUCUCACCAUGAACGUCAUUCUUUUUGUGGUUGCAAUUAAAACUCAUUCCCUCAUAGCACAGGUACGUCUGUAAGACGUCUGCUGCGUAAAAACAUCUGCUAAACUUCUUAGAAAUAGCAGUUUUUCAUCUGUUCAAAAAUCAUAAACAUCUUACGGACAUCUAGAUGUAUAUCUGACAGCAGACGUCUCAGAGAUGUAUGUGUUCUAUAAGGGUUCAUUUCCUACUCAUUGUGCAGUCUGAAUAAUAAUAAUACUGAAACAGAUCUACCUGUGAGACUUUCAUUCUGCUCAAUUAAACAAAAAGAUG